Molecule: messenger RNA, 1358 nt
Organism: Cynara cardunculus var. scolymus (artichoke)
Lineage: Eukaryota; Viridiplantae; Streptophyta; Magnoliopsida; Asterales; Asteraceae
Product: oleoyl-acyl carrier protein thioesterase, chloroplastic-like
Exons: 8
Coding region: 30-1184 (384 amino acids)
Biological process (GO): fatty acid biosynthetic process
Molecular function (GO): fatty acyl-[ACP] hydrolase activity; acyl carrier activity
Source: RefSeq, a predicted model, not a curated record
GACGACCGCCGCCGGCGAGAUACACAACUAUGCUAUCAAGAGUUGUUCCGACUGCCGCGGCGGCGGCCACGACGUACAAUGGCGUCUUCAAAGACAACUCUAUCGCCGUAACUCAUUCCCGAUCCGUCGAAUUCGUCUCAAUUCGAAAAGGAAACACCGGUUUAUUGUGCAAUUCACCGUCGCGGAAGGUUGCGCCGGUAAUGGCGGUGAAGACCAAUGAGCAACCGACCAGCGUCGCUGUUGGAUUGAAGGAGGCAGAGGCGGAGAAGAGCCUGGCGGAUCGGCUUCGGUUAGGGAGUUUGACAGAAGAUGGGUUAUCGUAUAAGGAGAGGUUCAUCAUAAGGUGUUAUGAAGUUGGGAUUAAUAAAACUGCAACUGUUGAAACAAUUGCCAAUCUGUUGCAGGAGGUUGGAGGUAAUCACGCUCAAAGUGUUGGAUUUUCAACAGACGGAUUUGCCACCACGACCACUAUGAGAAAGUUGCAUCUCAUAUGGGUGACUUCACGAAUGCAUAUUGAAAUUUACAGAUACCCUGCCUGGAGUGAUGUGGUUGAAAUUGAGACUUGGUGUCAAAGUGAAGGAAGGAUUGGGACCAGACGUGAUUGGAUUAUAAAAGACCAUGCGACUGGUGAGGUCAUUGGAAGGGCUACAAGCAAGUGGGUGAUGAUGAACGAGGAUACUAGAAAACUCCAGAAAGUCAAUGAUGACGUCAGAGACGAAUAUCUAGUUUUUUGUCCCAAGACACCAAGAUUAGCCUUUCCUGAAGAGAACAGUAGCAGCGUGAAGAAAAUAGCAAAACUAGAAGACCCUGCCGAAUAUUCGACGCUAAGACUUGUGCCAAGAAGAGCCGAUCUCGAUAUGAACAAGCAUGUCAACAAUGUUACCUACAUUGGGUGGGUUCUUGAGAGCAUCCCACAAGAUGUCAUUGAUACUCAUGAACUACAAACGAUUACCUUAGACUACAGGCGUGAAUGCCAGCAUGACGACAUAGUCGAUUCGCUCACAAGUUCUGAGUCACUCGAUGAUCCUGCCAUCUCAAAACUCGAAGGAACCAAUGGAUCUUCUGCUCCCAAAAAAGAUGCAGCGGAUUUGAGCCGGUUUUUGCAUUUACUAAGAUCAUCAGGUGCAGGUCUUGAACUAAACAGGGGUCGCACCGAGUGGAGAAAGAAACCCGCAAAAAAAUGAGCAACGUCCUUAGGUGGACUAGAUUUCCGGAUUCUCGAAACCCGACAGGUGCUCUCUUUAUCUUCCUAUGUCUUGCAUGUAGAAUGGCAUGAAUAAUCUAUCUAUGAAGUAAUGUUUUUGUUAGAAAAAUAAACAUGUUUCCCGAUAUUUGCUAAUACGAACGUGUAGUUAAAA